This is a messenger RNA of Lepus europaeus (European hare), 3462 nucleotides long. RefSeq names its product coiled-coil and C2 domain containing 1A (gene CC2D1A). The transcript is spliced from 29 exons. Gene Ontology annotation, biological process: regulation of transcription by RNA polymerase II. Bases 239 to 3079 code for a protein of 946 amino acids. The record is from RefSeq and is a predicted model, not a curated record. Gene Ontology annotation, cellular component: nucleus. Gene Ontology annotation, molecular function: RNA polymerase II cis-regulatory region sequence-specific DNA binding; DNA-binding transcription repressor activity, RNA polymerase II-specific. Lineage: Eukaryota; Metazoa; Chordata; Mammalia; Lagomorpha; Leporidae.
GUCCAGUGGCCGCGCUCCGGUGCGGCGGUGCUCAAGGGCCAAGGCGGAAGUGGGGCCGCCACCUGGCAGGGGGGAGGCCAGACAGGGGCGCGAGGUUGGCGGCCGGGGGGCACCGACCAGGAGGCGCGGGGCUCACUAAGGGGGCGUGCACGGCGACCGGCCCCCCCUCUCCCCCCCGGGGAGAAGGCAGGGCAACGCCAGGCGCAGGGGCCCGUGGUCCAGGCAUCCAGCCUGGAAGAUGAACAAGAGGAAGGGACCUCCGGGACCCCCGGGCCGAGGCGCUGCAGCCGCCCGCCAGCUGGGGCUCCUGGUCGACCUCUCCCCGGACGGCCUGAUAAUGCCAGAGGACGGAGUCAAUGAUGAGGAACUGGAGGCCGAGUUCCUGGCCCUGGUGGGAGGCCAGCCCCCAGCCCUGGAGAAGCUCAAAGGCAAAGGUCCCCUGCCCAUGGAGGCCAUAGAGAAGAUGGCCAGGCUGUGCAUGCGGGACCCGGACGAGGACCAGGAGGAGGGGACGGACGAGGAGGACGUGGAGGCCGACGAUGACCUGCUGGCAGAACUGAAUGAGGUCCUAGGCGAGGACCCCAAGGCCUCGGAGCCCCCGCCGCCAGUGACCCAGCCCAAGCCCGCAGCCCCCAGCCCAGGCGUGGGAGCCACCUUGCAGGAAAGACUUAGGCUCUACCAGACGGCCCUGGAGAGCGCCAGGCAGGCCGGGGACAGCGCCAAAAUGCGGCGCUACGACCGAGGGCUUAAGACGCUGGAAAGCCUGCUGGUUUCCUUCCGGAAGGGCGAUGCCAUCGACGAAGGGGACAUCCCGCCGCCAGUGGCCCUAGGGAAGAGCCCGGGGGCCGCUCCUGGCCACACCCCGGCCCCCGCCCAACCCGAGUCCAGGCUCACCCUGGAAGCGCCUGCACCCAGCGCUCCAGCCACCUCUUCGGGCUCUGUCAAGCCCCAGCUGCCUCCAGCUCCGAGUCCCUGCAGCCCCGGCCCCCUAGCCCAGCUGCAGAGUCGCCAGCGCCAGUACAAGGCGGCCGCGCUGCACGCCAAGCAGCAGGGCGAUAUGGCCGCCGCCACCAGAUACUUCCGCGUGGCCAAGAGUUUUGAUGCUGUCUUGGAGGCGCUGAGCCGAGGGGAGCCCGUGGACCUGUCCCGCCUGCCCCCUCCUCCUGACCAGCUGCCCGAAGACCCGCCGUCACCAACACAGCAGGCUCCGCCCCCUGCCGCGGCACCUGCCUCCCCAGAGGUCCCCUUGCCCCCGCGGACCCUGCUGGAGGCCCUGGAGCAGCGGAUGCAACGCUACCAGGUGGCCGCGGCCCAGGCCAAGGGCAAAGGCGACGCGCGGAAGGCGCGCAUGCAUGAGCGCAUUGUCAAGCAAUACCAAGAUGCCAUCCGGGCCCACAAGGCCGGCCGAGCCGUGGCGGUGGCCGAGCUGCCCGUGCCCCCAGGCUUUCCCCCGAUCCAGGGCCUGGAGGCCACGGAGGCCGCCCCGCCAAGCCUGGUGGGUGUCCUGGCGACUGCCAUGAAGCUGGCCAACCAGGCCGAGGGCCCGGAGGACGACAACGACGACGGUGAUGAUGGCGACGGUGACGAAGCAUCCAAGAAGAGGCAAAGCAGCCCUGCGGCCCCCACAGCCCAGCCCAGGGCCCCGCAGCCGGGCCCCGCGCCGGCCCCCAAAGCAGCCCCCAAAGGCGCAUCCACCAGAGCCCAGCAGCAGCUCGCCUUCCUGGAGGGCCGCAAGAAGCAGCUCCUGCAGGCGGCGCUGCGAGCCAAGCAGAAGAACGACGUGGAGGGCGCCAAGAUGCACCUGCGCCAGGCCAAGGGGCUGGAGCCCAUGCUGGAAGCCUCCCGCAACGGGCUGCCCGUGGACAUCGCCAAGGUGCCACCUGCCCCGGUCAACAAAGAUGACUUCGCCUUGGUCCAGCGGCCUGGCCCGGGCCUGUCCCAGGAGGCCGCCGGGCGCUACGGGGAGCUCACCAAGCUGAUUAGACAGCAGCACGAGAUGUGCCUGAAUCACUCCAACCAGUUCACCCAGCUGGGCAACAUCGUGGAAACCAGCAAGUUUGAGAAGUUGGCGGAGGACUGUAAACGGAGUAUGGAGACGCUGAAGCAGGCCUUCGCCCGGGGCCUCCCCACGCCCAUCGCCCGCUUCGAACAGAGGACUUUCAGCGUCAUCAAGGUCUUCCCGGAUCUCAGCAGCAACGACUUGGUCCUGUUCAUCCUCAAGGCCAGCAGCUUGCCCACGCCCCCAGGGUUGUCCCCAGGUGACCUGGAUGUCUUUGUCCGCUUCGACUUCCCUUACCCCAACGUGGAGGAAGCCCAGAAAGACAAGACCAGCGUGGUGAAGAACACGGACUCCCCCGAGUUCAAGGAGCAGUUCAAACUCUGCAUCAACCGCGGCCACCGCGGCUUCCGGAGAGCCAUCCAGACCAAGGGCGUCAAGUUCGAGGUGGUGCACAAGGGCGGGCUGUUCAAGACCGACCGGGUGCUGGGGACAGCACAGCUGAAGCUGGACGCCCUGGAGACGGCAUGCGAGGUCCGGGACGUCCUUGAGGUCCUGGAUGGGCGCCGGCCCACAGGGGGGCGGCUGGAGGUGAUGGUGCGGAUCCGGGAGCCGCUGACAGCCCAGCAGCUGGAGACGACGACCGAGCGGUGGCUGGUCAUUGACCCGGUGCCCUCGCAGGUAGCCGGGCCCAAAAGCAAGGCUCCUCCUGUGCCUGCCCCGACGAGGGAGCUGGGGAACAGCAGGUCAGCCCGGCCUCUACACAGCCUCAGCGUGCUGGCCUUCGACCAAGAGCGCCUGGAACGGAAGAUGCUGGCACUCAGGCAGGCGCGGCGGCCGGUGCCCCCGGACGUGGCUCAGCAGUACCAAGACAUCGUGCAGCGGAGCCAGUGGCAGAGGGCGCAGCUGGAGCAGGGCGGCCCGAGCAUCCGGCGGGAGUACGCGGCGCAGCUGGAGCGGCAGCUGCAGUUCUACACCGAGGCCGCCCGGCGCCUGGGCAACGACGGCAGCAGGGAGGCGGCAAAGGAGGCGCUGUACAGGCGGAACCUGGUGGAGACCGAGCUGCAGCGGCUCCGCAGGUGAGGGCCCGACGCCCCAUCCUCCUCGUCGUCCCCACCCCGGUCAACGGGGCCACCGAGCAGACAAUCAGCGGACAAUCGGUUCUGGACUCCUCUCACCCCACCCCUCCCUGCCCCAGGCCCCCAGCCCAGGCAGAGCCGCUGGGCCGGCGGGCAGCCGCGGAGAGUCCUGUUUGCACAGCCCAGGAGCCGGGAGGGCGCCUGGGACCAAAGCCCCUAGGGCCCCUGCGAGCACUUUACCCCCUGGCCCUCCUGGACCCCCCAAAGAAGCCGCUGAGCCUGGCUGAGCCCCCCCAACCCCCGCCUUGGCUGCCGAGGGGGGGUCUCCUGGCCCAGCUCGGACCACCAGGGUCCACAGAACACAAUAAAGAGCCCGGGGUGCACCCA